Molecule: messenger RNA, 847 nt
Organism: Marchantia polymorpha subsp. ruderalis
Lineage: Eukaryota; Viridiplantae; Streptophyta; Marchantiopsida; Marchantiales; Marchantiaceae
Source: the annotation of a GenBank genome assembly
AUGGGCCCGAUUGUGACAAUAAACGAAAAAUCCGAACAUGGAGAAAUAGCCAAGCCUUCAACUCGGCGAAGGUAUCGGGGUCCUCAGCCAAGUACCUCUCGUCUCCGCAGGCUGCAACCAGAUGUGGAGAUUCGAUGGCGGCAGAACCGCUUUUCGCACUUUCCGGAUGCUAUAAACUCGCCUUGUCAUCUCCAGCAUUUUCAAUUGAACCAGUUUGGGAUGAAGCAAUUGUCUCUCUAUCCAUCUUUUCGUUUCGUAAUCUCGCCUACAAGUGCUGUAAUAUUCCGCUCCGGCAUCCACAGCGUGCGAUCGUACACUGGAAGUUUUGUGGCACAGCUUCUCAAUUCCAUAAGUAUAUUGACCCGAGCGAAUUUCCUCGGGGUGAAAUUAGCACUUCUUCGUGCUCAAAAUCUCGUUCCGAUCUUUCUUGCUUCGCGGCCUUCGUGACAUUCGCUGACCAGAUUGAAGAACGAUGGCUCUGCGCGUGGGAUUCCUCGGCGCCCACGAGGUGGCGGAAUUCGGCUCGAUGGCGGGCUUCGAGUCCGUUCAUCCGACACUCCUCGCGUCCGAAGUCGCGUUGUGAUUCACUUCCGAUCAGGCAUGGUUGUUCCAGGCAUUCGCGAGCCAACCCGGCUCGAGCGCUUUUGAAUUCGACUGCAUGGCGACGGUGGACACCACAGUGUUUGAGAAAUUUGAUGGCGCGGGCCCAAGUAACAAAGGAUUAGAUUCAGGGGUAUAGUACGGUGAGGGAUAACUACAGUAGAACCUGUCUAACUUAAUACUGUCGGACCGGCCGUUUUGUAUUAGUUUAGACAAUUUAUUAAUAAAGAGAGAUUCUCUCUUCCUG